Messenger RNA from Prosopis cineraria, 1880 nucleotides. RefSeq names its product probable fucosyltransferase 8. The record is from RefSeq and is a predicted model, not a curated record. NCBI's taxonomy places the organism in Eukaryota, Viridiplantae, Streptophyta, Magnoliopsida, Fabales, Fabaceae. The coding region runs from base 1 to 1782 and encodes 593 amino acids. Gene Ontology annotation, molecular function: galactoside 2-alpha-L-fucosyltransferase activity. Gene Ontology annotation, biological process: cell wall biogenesis; xyloglucan biosynthetic process. The transcript is spliced from 3 exons. Gene Ontology annotation, cellular component: Golgi apparatus; membrane.
AUGAUGAAUUCCAUUGAAGUCACAGUGGAGAGGAUGGGACUGGUUUCUGACAGAUAUAGAAUAUCAUUGGUUGUUCUAUGUACAACUUUCCUUAUACUAUGUGGAGUAAGUUAUAAACACUCAAUUUUUGAUCAUUUUGAGAGCGUUUCUAAAGAACAGGCAUUUGAAGGAGGAGGCCAGAACUUGGGAUCAACAGUUCAGGUUAAUAGAGAUUCAGAAGCAGACAAGACAUGUGAAGGGAGAGGCCAAAACUUGACACACAAGAACUUGGGAUCAACAGUUAAGGCUAUUGCAGAUUCAGAAGCAGUUUCAAAAAACUUUUCAUUCACAAACUCAGCAAAAGAUUCAUCCCCACUUACCAGAAACCAUACCACAACUGACAAGCUUCUUCUUGAUGGACUUAUAGUUUCUGGGUCUGAUAAAAUAUCAUGCUUAAGCAGGUUUCAGUCCUACUUGUUUCGUAAGGCUUCACUGUACAAACCUUCUCGUUAUCUGAUAACCAAACUUCGAAAAUAUGAAGAUCUUCAUAAAAGGUGUGGACCUCAUACAAGACAUUACAACAAAACCAUGAAAGAGCUGAUAAGGCCUAGGAACAAGGGACAUUCUUCUACAUUGUGUAAGUACAUGGUCUGGACACCAGUUAAUGGUUUGGGGAACAGAAUGGUGAGCAUGGCUUCAGCAUUCUUAUAUGCUCUCCUCACAGAUCGAGUUCUAAUGGUGGAUUUUAGGGAUGAAAUGACAGGCCUAUUUUGUGAACCAUUUCCUAAUUCAUCAUGGAUUUUGCCAAAUGAUUUUUCUUUCAGAGAUGGGCGAAGACACUUUGAAACAUAUCAAAACAUGUUAAAGAAGGACAGAGAAAACAGUUCAAGGCAGGUUUCUUCUCCAUUGGUUCUACAUCUUAAUCUGCAGCAUACCAGUGAUAAUCCUGAAAAGUUUUUCCACUGUGAUCAUAGUCAAGAUCUUCUUAGCAACGUUCCCUUAUUGAUAUUAAGUUCAGACCAAUAUUUUGUGCCUUCUCUCUUCAUAGUUCCAUCUUUCAGUCAAGAAUUAAGCAAAAUGUUCCCUGAAAGAGACACUGCUUUUCACCACUUGGGACGCUACCUAUUUUUGCCUUCAAAUCAUGUAUGGGGAAUAAUCAGCAGAUUCUGUCAGGCAUACAUGGCUGGGAAAGAUCAGAGAAUUGGUCUCCAAAUAAGAACAUUUCCUGACCUCUCUGCACAUCAAGUAAAAAUGGAUCAGAUAUUAAGAUGCGCCAUAAGGAAUAAGGUAUUACCUGAACUAGAGCUGAGAGAUUCAAUGAUUUCUCCAUGGAAAAACCAGACAAAGUCUGUUCUGGUAACAUCAUUGUAUUCAUAUUUUGGUGAGAGUUUAAUGACUAUGUAUUUGACAAGACCAACUGUUACUGGGGACAUAGUAGGAGUUUAUCAGCCAAGUCAUGAAGAGCAACAAAAGUUUGAUGACAACAUGCACAAUAUAAAGGCUUUGACUGACAUAUAUCUGCUUAGUUUGUGUGAUGUAUUGGUGACUAGCUCUACAUCUUCUUUUGGGUAUGUAGCUCAAAGUUUGGGAGGCUUGAAGCCAUGGAUUCUUCUCAAGUUAGUAGAUGAAAACAUCCCAGAUCCACCGUGUGUACAAGACUUCUCUAUGGAGCCAUGUUUUCAUUAUCCACCUAAGCAUGAUUGCAUGGGAAAGCCUCUGCACAAAAAUGGUAAAGCUUUUCCAUAUACAAGAGCAUGUUUGGACCAAACAAGUGGAAUGAAGAUGGUGAGUGAUCGUGAGUAGCUAUUACUUGUUAUCUAUAACUAUCUUUUAGAUCAUAUUUUGUUUGGCAAUAUGUGUUGACAAAAUCUGGCAAACAUUUGUGUUGCACAAUAAUGCAC